Molecule: messenger RNA, 2510 nt
Organism: Acyrthosiphon pisum (pea aphid)
Lineage: Eukaryota; Metazoa; Arthropoda; Insecta; Hemiptera; Aphididae
Product: trace amine-associated receptor 3-like
Exons: 4
Coding region: 1180-2454 (424 amino acids)
Biological process (GO): G protein-coupled receptor signaling pathway
Cellular component (GO): membrane
Molecular function (GO): G protein-coupled receptor activity
Source: RefSeq, a predicted model, not a curated record
GUGUUUUAUAAAUCUUAUAUUAUUUAUUAUGGCUUAUAGAAUUGUUUUAAAUUUUAUAAAAUUACUAAAAGUAAUUUACUAUGAAAAAGAUUUAUAUUGCCUGGUGGAAGGGGAGGAAGUGGGGUACCUUGGAUAGGAGCAUUUACAUUUUUGAAUAAGGAGCCCUAUAUUAUAUUUGACUUUAGGGCCCCCAGGUGUCUAGUUAAGCCACUGGUAUAGGUGUGUAAAACACGUCGAGUUAACGAUAAAACUCGGCGUCGUAUUUUUAAUAGGACUUAGGUUAUUUAAUAGUUAUAUCCGUAUAUUGAGUAUACACAUAAUAGAUCAACGAUGCAACAAAAACGGGAAAUUAGAAAUUCAAUUUUUACAACCUCCCUUGAGCACACGCGUAUUUAUAAUCUAUAUAUAGUACAUAACAAUAUACGCACGGUUGUGGUAUAAUAUUAAGAUAACGCCACAUCCGCAUAUUGUCUUUGUCCAUAGGCGCAAGUGUGAGGGCUUAAGAGUCCAACCCCCCCUAAAAAUGUUCAUAGACCUCCCAAACAUUUCCUACGUUUUGUUUUAAGCUUAUUCAAUAUUAUAAAAGUAAGGUUUUAGAACCCAAAAUCCCGAACGCUAUUUGCGCACUAUGUCUCUGUCUUACAAAGGUACAAUCUAGCAUGUUUUACGUUCACAAUAAUCUAUAGUUUAAUCGGUUAUUUUUAAAAUUAGAGUGAAUUGAUCCAUAAUACAAUUAAAAAGUAAGAUUACUAUCAAGAGAAUUUCGAAGGCUUUUAUUAAUAUUUUAAUUACGAAUCAAGUCAUAAACAUUUUAAAAUUGUACAUUUUUUUAUUAUAAGUUGCUUCAAAAUUAAAAUUAUCAACAAAGACCUCCAAAAUGCUCUAGAUAAAAAAUCGUACAUAUAUAUUUAAUAAUAUAUCAAUUCACUCUAACUUCAAAAAACAACAUAGUAAAAUGGAUGAUUGUUAACGUAAAACAAUUAUACGUAGUUGUACAUUUGUAAUACGGAAACAACACAUAUAGUUACGAUUGUGGCGAACUCUUAAUCGAAUUUGGCCGGCUGCCGACCAUUCAACCACCGAUCAAAAUAUGUCUGUCCACAGGCCCGAGGACAGAUCAAAUAUAGACACGUCGUCGCUGAUCCAGGCAACGUCCGCGAUUGCUGCAGGGCACGCAAUAUGGAAACCGUGGACAGCAUCAACGAUCGAUGCAACUAUACGAGACAGGUGCCGAACAACACGUGGGAAAACGACGUGGUGGACGCGCACUACUCGCACUUUCUGUACAUCACGUUCACGCCGGUGCUGAUAUCGCUGUGCGUGUUCUCGAUAAUAUUCAACGUGAUCCUGCUGCUGUCGGUGUUGUGGAUCCGGCGGCCGCUAUCGCCGACCCUGUACAUCAGCCUCAGCCUGGCCGGCACCGAUCUGUACACGUCGUUCCUGCUGGGCCUCAGCUUCACCGUCAACAGCCUGCUGCCCGAGGGCUUCCAGGUAUACCUGAUGGACACGUGCACCAGCCUGGGCCUGGAGGCGCUCCGGCUCGGGGCCAUAGUCACCACCGCGGGCCAUCUCAUCGUGUUGGCGUUCAACCACUACAUCGGCAUCCUGCGGCCGCUCCACUACCCGGCCACCGUAACGCACAGCACCGUCACCGUGUUCGUGUUCUUCCUGUGGACGCUACCGCCGUCGUUCCUGUUCGCCUACUUCAACAUGAUACCCUGCCAGGCGUUCCAAUCACCGCAGUGUCAGCUAUACGAUUUUUUAAAAGAAUCGAAAUUCAGAAGUACAUUUUCGGCUGUACUUUUUGCUGCUCUCGCCAUUAUGGGAAUAGUAUACUAUCAUAUAUUUAUACUGGUGAAAAAACAUCAAGCUUCUCGCCUCCUGUACAAACAGAGCGGCAGUGUGCAUUUCAAUAAACCAAAUCAAGUACGUAGACAAACGGAAUCGCAACAGAGUAAAAAUGAAAAGGCGCUGUACACGACGUUACUAAUUGUCGGAAGUGUUGUGGUUGGAUGGAUGCCAGCAUGUUUACAAUACUACCUGAUAUGUACUGAUUGUAUAAUUCAACCAAAUUGGGCCAGUUUCACUGUGAGGUUUUAUACAUACUUUGCAACUAAUUGUCUUGUAAUUCUUAAAUCAGCAGUAAAUUCAUAUAUUUACGCAGCAAGAAUGCAAGAAAUUCAGGUAGCAAUACGUAAAAUGUACUGUACUUUAAAACAAAAACUAUGCGGUGGCAACGAUGAAAUGGAUGUUGCUGGAUUUGAUCAAUACAAAUAUAGUAGAUCAUCAGCAAAAAGCAGAAGAACAGUAAUAUGCAGGAUAUCAGUUCAUCAAAAUAAAGAUGAAAACUUAACAGAAAUCAACCAGGAUAAUAUUGAUAAUGAUCAUGAAUUAACAAACUUUAGUAGUUGUCCUAAAAAAAAUGAAACACCUAACACAGUGACAUACCUUUAAAAAUUAUUAUUAUUCUAUGUCUAUGUACAUUUUUGUGUUUAUAACUUAUAUAAAUU